Molecule: messenger RNA, 1802 nt
Organism: Papaver somniferum (opium poppy)
Lineage: Eukaryota; Viridiplantae; Streptophyta; Magnoliopsida; Ranunculales; Papaveraceae
Exons: 3
Coding region: 98-409 (103 amino acids)
Source: RefSeq, a predicted model, not a curated record
GCUUGCUCGAUUAUUUUCAUGGAGAGGGUUUAACUUUGAAGGUUGAAGCUUUGCAGAGGGGAAAAGAAUAAAUAUUUCUCUACACACAGAAAAACAAAUGGCAGCAGCUUCGAUUUCUCGAACAUCAUUAUUUAUCCGUAAUUUCUGUAAAACAACGAAAACUAUAAACACUGUUUCUCAUUCCUUCUCACUUCCAACUGCAACUUCAUCUUCAAAUUUCCUCUUUCAACAGGCUCGAAUCUCUACUCCUCGAAGGUUAAGAAGAGAAGCAUUGUUCCUGAAUACCUUGCACCCAAUUCACAGCGCGACUGCUUGCCUUGUCUCUAAGCUUCCUACUGAAGUCAGCACAUCUACUGACGACGCAAGUGAUGGGCUUGCAGUGAAUCAUCUUAGUACCACUUCCACUUAGUAGAGCAACUCUUCAAAUAUGGACCCAUCACCGGCAUAAGUUCAGACCCAUCACCGGCAUCUUAUUCGGAAGCAUUUGUUCUUUCUUCUGGGUCCAAUCAGCCAUCAUAUCAAAUCUGUUUUCUAGAGAAAUGUCGUCAUGUAAAAUGCCCACCCAAAUGUAGAGAAACGUCAUCAUAUAAACCCACCCAAAAUGCUUGCAGUGCACAAACUCUCCUCCACGGACCUCUCUGCAUCCCUCAUUUCAAACUAUCUUUACAAUUUGACCUCUGGAUAUACUGUUGUCCCAAUCACUGAGAUUAGGCUAUCUAUCUGAAAUUGAAGGAAGUUUCCUUUAGUUUCCUGUCAAUAAAUCCAGCAAGACAUUUCAGUAUAAACUGUACAGUCAGUAUGCUUUUUUCUUUUCUUUUCUAAUAGACAAUAUACAUGAGAACAUCAAGAGCACAAUCUGCACACUGCUAAACCCAAACUAGUCAUCGCAUACAAGUGGAAGCAUCCCUGUCAGAGAUCGAAGUGAUACUGACAACUAGUGAAUGUUUUGCUUUCUGAAUGUGUUACAAAUGCAUUUACUAGUGUCAGUUGCUAGUCUUUACUGUCAUAAGAGCUUCUGGCCAGAUCUAUGAUGUUAUACGUACCGACUAUAGAUGAAAUUGUCACUCUCAACUGUACUUCUUAUAUUUGUUGAAGAAACCAGUAUGAUAUAAAGUUACUAAGUGAGAGGUGUGCUUUGUUCUUCCAGGGUUUAAAUCCUACAAAUUGUUUGUACUUGAAAUUAUGUGCGCUUUGACACACUCUAACAUUUUUCAGUUAUCUAACGUGGCAAGACUGUGAAGUGCGGACUACAUCUAACACUAGAUGCUAUGUGAUUUUUGUUGUUUUGAUUCACCCGGGACUACUCAAAUGUGUCAUUACAUUGCAUUUUUUUUCUCCCUGACCUCAUUAUCAAGUUAUGCUGUAAGUUUAGAAUGCUUUGUGUUUAAAUUCUUUUCAUUGAUAUCUCAUGGUAAUAUCACGAUACUGAUAGACUCCACCAGUGAGUUUCAUACUGUCGGAUUGCCUAUAAUCAAGAAUUAAGGUUUAUUAUGUACAAGUUUUUUAGCUCGUUCAGCUUUGGAGUAAGGUGGAGCUGGGGGUGAAACUACUGUGUUUUCCCUCAAGCAAAGAGAGUCAGAUAGAUGUUGAAUAAGAGGAUUCCAUGGAGGAGUACCUUGAGGGGUUAUAUUUUAUCGGCUUAAGAGUAGUUUGUUUUUCUUAUGCAACAACAAAUCCUUGUAUCGCAGUCUGUGGGUCAGCAUGCUUAGCAAACGUGCCCCCUAUAUAUGCAGAAGUUCCUUUUUAGUUCUAUCUGUAAAUGCUGCUUGCAGAGACUCUAACAUCAAUAUUUUCUUAUUUGU